ACGAUGCAGACUAAAGGACCGAGUUGCUGUGGGAGGAAAAGAUGGCGCUGCCCAUGUUAAGAGGUUGCUACUGUAGCAGGACGCCUUCAGUACUGAUUCGUUUCUUGAAACCUGAUCACGUUGUGCAGCCCCAGUCCAACAAGACUACUCGCCUGGCUCCAACUUUGUCCGUUGGUGUCGUGUCCACAGUCCGACCUUACAGCUCUGAUCGAGGUGGAGGUAAACAAAACCAGAAGGUGGUUGUGGUUGGCAUCCCCAACCCUUUCAUAUGGUUUCGAACCCGAAUAUACUAUUUUUUGAUUCGGGUUUAUUUUGACAAGGAAUUCAAAAUCGAAGAAUUCACAGAGGGAUCGAAGCAGGCAUUCUCCCAUGUUUCAAGACUGUUGUCAGGGAGUCAAUUUGAGUCUCUUGAAGGUCUGGUUGCUAAAGAUCUGAUUGCAAAACUGGAAGAGAAAUGUGCUCUGCUCCCUCCCAGCCACCUGCAAGCGCUUUCUGCAGAUCCGGAAGACUUGAUGUACACAACACCAGGGGAUGUUGGCAUCUAUUAUGAUGAUGAUGGGCGGAAGUUUGUCAGUAUUCUGAUGCGGUACUGGUAUCUAACAAGUGCCCGGUUGCCUGAGGAAUCAUUGGAGGGAACACGCAUCUUUCAGGUGGCCAUAGGUGGUGAGGGUGAGCCGGAGACUAAGAGACUGCUCACAGCGAACUAUGAAUUCCAAAGGGAGUUUACUAAGGGGGUGCCGCCGGACUGGACCAUCACCAGGAUAGAGCACUCCAAGCUGCUGGAUUAAACUGGGAUUGUGAAUGGAAAUUAUAGGGGGAGAUGGAGAGUGGUAGAGAGGCCGAGAAUGGAAGACCAUCCUUCCUCCUGACCCUACAAGAAUAUCCCCCUAACUGCUAAAAUCUUGAGAUGCUCUCAAAGAUAGCUCUCAAACUCAAGACCAGAAAAGACAUGGGGAAUAUUCGGGGCAAACUUUCUAUCAUAAUUGUACUACUAUACGGAAGUCUGUGUAAGACCAGGUUGCUGAGUUUUUUUGCCCUUGUCUCAGGCAGCACCGCAAUCAGUGGUCAAAACUAGGCUUUGUCAGUUCUGCCUCUAAGGUCUGAGAUUCAUUAUUUUGUUUAAUGGGGAGGGUAGACAAGGGGCAUACAGACAGUGUGAAGAAACAGAAUGAGCUCUGUAUUGAGAUUCUGUCUUCGAUCUGCUGCUGCCCCGCUUUGGUGUCUUGAAGUAGAGCGUGCACACAGACUGAAGAAAAUGUCACACUUUAAUGUUUAGGAUUCAGAUGUAAAAAAAAUUAGGAUGAUAAUUCAAGCAUGCCCUGAGCAAAUUUUUCUCAAACCUCAUUGUACUCCUGCAUUUACACACUCAAUAGUUAUGUAGAGAGGAUGAAUUCCAACUAUGCCAUAAAAAUUACUAUAGCUACUGUU
This is a messenger RNA of Salvelinus sp. IW2-2015, 1428 nucleotides long. It is a transcript of the gene maip1, whose product is annotated as matrix AAA peptidase interacting protein 1. The record is from RefSeq and is a predicted model, not a curated record. Gene Ontology annotation, cellular component: mitochondrial inner membrane. Gene Ontology annotation, biological process: protein insertion into mitochondrial inner membrane from matrix. Gene Ontology annotation, molecular function: ribosome binding. Lineage: Eukaryota; Metazoa; Chordata; Actinopteri; Salmoniformes; Salmonidae.